GAAAAAGGAACUCAAAUGGUGGUAAGUAACGUGAGUGACACUGGUGGUGAAGUAAUAGAAGUGUGUAGAGGGUUGUUGUUAGGACUCGAUAACAGAAGAAGAAGAAGAAUGGAAUUGCUUCCGGCGGGGGCGACGCCGAUCCCGAAGAAACAAAGGUUCCGAUCGCUGAAGCUUGUGAACGUCGACAUGGAGCAGCUCCUCCCUCACCAACCCGUCGGCGUCGACUACGGCACCCUCGACAACGGCCUUCGCUAUUACGUUCGCUGCAACUCCAAACCUCGCAUGCGAGCUGCUCUCGCUCUCGCCGUCAGAGCUGGAUCAGUUCUAGAAGAAGAGGAUGAACGUGGAGUUGCUCACAUUGUUGAGCAUCUUGCUUUCAGUGCCACAACGAAGUACACCAAUCAUGACAUUGUCAAGUUCCUUGAGAGUAUCGGAGCUGAAUUCGGCGCUUGUCAGAAUGCGGUUACCUCUUCCGAUGACACCGUCUAUGAGCUUUUGGUUCCUGUGGAUAAGCCUGAGCUGUUGUCUCAAGCCAUUUCCAUUUUGGCUGAGUUCAGUUCAGAGAUUCGCGUCUCGAAAGACGACUUGGAGAAAGAAAGAGGAGCUGUCAUGGAAGAGUACAGGGGAAGCAGAAAUGCCACGGGGAGGCUGCAGGAUGCUCAUUGGAUUUUGCUGAUGGAAGGUUCAAAGUAUGCUGAAAGGUUACCAAUUGGGCUAGAGAAAGUAAUUAGGACAGUUCCUCAUGAGACUGUGAAGAACUUUUACAAGAAGUGGUACCAUUUAUGCAACAUGGCUGUUAUAGCAGUUGGAGAUUUUCCUGAUACACAGAGUGUAGUUGAGUUGAUAAAAACUCAUUUUGGCCAGAAAAUUCCAGCACCUGAUCCUCCACUUAUACCAACAUUCCACAUACCGUCACACGAUGAGCCGCGAUUUUCUUGUUUUGUUGAAUCUGAAGCUGGUGGGUCUGCGGUGAUGAUUAGUUAUAAGAUGCAAGCAGAGGAGCUUAAAACCGUAAAAGACUACAGAAACUUACUGGCAGAAUCCAUGUUCUUCCAUGCCUUAAACCAGAGAUUCUUUAAAAUAUCGCGUAGAAAGGAUCCACCCUUUUUCUCCUGCUCAGCUUCUGCUGAUAAUCUCGUCCGUCCAUUAAAGGCCAAUAUAAUGACUUCAUCUUGUAAAGGAAAAGGAACUCUUCAGGCUCUGGAAUCAAUGUUAAUAGAGGUUGCGAGGGUACGGCUUCAUGGCUUUUCGGAGCGUGAAGUAUCUAUAGUUCGUUCACUACUGAUGUCAGAAAUCGAAUCUGCCUUUUUGGAGCGAGAUCAAGUUCAAUCUACCAGCAUGAGAGAUGAAUACUUACAACAUUUCCUCCACAAUGAACCUGUUGUUGGAAUUGAGUAUGAAGCUCAACUCCAAAAGACACUUCUACCGCAUAUAUCGGCAUUAGAGGUCUCUAAGUGUUCAGAAAGAUUACGGACGUCAAAUAGCUGUGUCAUAAAGACCAUUGAGCCCCAAGCAUUUGCUGUGCUUGAUGAUCUGAAAAAUGUUGUGAAGAAAGUCAAUCUUCUCGAGGAAGAGGGUGAAAUCUCUUCUUGGGAUGAUGAAUACAUUCCAGAAGAAAUUGUUACUACAAAGCCAAAUAUGGGGCAUGUUAUGAAGGAAUUGGAAUAUUCAAAUAUUGGAGCCACUGAGCUAGUUCUAUCAAAUGGCAUGCGGGUCUGCUACAAGCGUACAGACUUUCUUGAUGAUCAGGUUAUCUUCACAGGUUAUUCAUAUGGAGGCUUGUCCGAACUCCCAGAGAAUGAGUAUUUCUCUUGCUCAAUGGGACCAACUAUUGCGGGGGAAAUUGGCGUGUUUGGUUAUAGACCAUCUGUCCUAAUGGAUAUGCUUGCUGGCAAGAGAGCUGAAGUCGGCACCAAGAUUGGUGCAUAUAUGAGAACCUUUUAUGGGGACUGUUCACCUUCAGACCUGGAAACUGCAUUGCAGCUUGUCUAUCAGCUGUUUACAACAAAUUUAACACCAGGUGAAGAAAGUGUCAAAAUAGUGAUGCAAAUGGCUGAAGAAGCAGUCUGUGCUCAAGAUAGAGAUCCAUAUACUGCUUUUACAAACCGUGUAAAGGAGCUUAACUAUGGGAAUUCAUAUUUUUUCAGGCCUGUUAAAAAAGCUGACCUACAAAAGGUUGAUCCAGUGAAAGCUUGUGAAUACUUCAGCAAAUGUUUCAGAGAUCCAUCAACUUUCACUGUUGUGAUUGUUGGAAAUAUUGACUCUACUAUUGCACUGCCCUUGAUAUUGCAGUACCUAGGUGGAAUACUUAAGCCUCCUGAACCUAUUAUGCAUUUUAACCGUGAUGAGCUGAAAGGAUUGCCCUUCACCUUUCCAACGACCAUCCAUAGAGAAGUGGUCCGAAGUCCCAUGGUGGAAGCACAGUGUUUGGUGCAGAUAUGCUUUCCAGUGGAGCUGAAGAAUGGGACCAUGGUAGAAGAGAUUCACUUUGUUGGGUUCCUGAGCAAGCUUCUUGAAACAAAAAUAAUGCAGGUUCUGCGUUUCAAGCAUGGACAGAUAUACUCUGUAGGUGUUUCAGUAUUCCUUGGUGGUAAUAAACCCUCAAGAACAGGUGAUGCUCGUGGAGACAUUAGCAUAAAUUUCUCAUGUGAUCCAGAGAUAUCUUCCAAGCUGGUGGAUCUUGCUUUGGAUGAAAUGUUGCGUCUUCAAGAGGAAGGGCCUUCAGAACAGGAUGUUUCAACUGUACUUGAAAUUGAGCAAAGAGCUCAUGAGAAUGGACUGCAGGAAAAUUAUUACUGGCUGGAUAGGAUUUUACACAGCUAUCAAUCACGAGUCUAUUCUGGUGAUGUUGGCACUUCUUUUGAGAUUCAAGAAGAAGGGCGAUCAAAAGUUAGAUCAUCCCUUACACCCUCAACUGCACAGUUGGCAUUACAAAGAAUACUGCCUUUUCCUUGCAAAAAACAGUAUACUGUAGUGAUUCUAAUGCCCAAGUCUUCUCCUUUUAAAUUACUAAAAUCAGUGUUCGAAUCUACUCGAACAAAGUAUGGUGGACAAGCAAAGAUACUUGGAGGAAUCGCUGGUCUGGUAGUUUUGGCGCUUGGUUUCUGGAGACAUUCACGGAGAGCUCAAACUAGUAGCAGACUUUUUCAUAUUAGCAGAGCUACUAAUUAGAAGUUUUUCAACAUGGAAUUCUGUGUUUCGCUAAAAACAAAACGUACAUAUCAACAUUGUAAGAGAAGAUUAUGUAAACCAUAGGUAACUUUCGACUUAGGAGGAAAAUUAGUUGUUCAUUAUAUGUAGCCCCUUUGAGGGAUUGAAAUGAAACAUCUGAAUAUUGAUUUGUUUGUGCUGCACAGAAUUGUACUAUGCAGCUUCACUCCAUCUUUACUGGCUUUUUAGUCUUCCAUAAUGUGGUAGUUCUGGUAGACACGGUUAGCGGAUAAGUUUGCAGGCAGAAUAGGAGGGUUGAUUAUACAUGGUACAUUGGCGUCUAAUCUAUGUGCCAUUUAACA
Molecule: messenger RNA, 3512 nt
Organism: Lotus japonicus
Lineage: Eukaryota; Viridiplantae; Streptophyta; Magnoliopsida; Fabales; Fabaceae
Product: zinc protease PQQL-like
Exons: 21
Coding region: 16-3171 (1051 amino acids)
Biological process (GO): proteolysis
Molecular function (GO): metal ion binding; metalloendopeptidase activity
Source: RefSeq, a predicted model, not a curated record